CGAGAUGGGAAUGAACUUUCUUAAAGAGUCGUUUCAAAUGAUUCGGUUCUUUCGCGAAUCGACCAUCAGUUUUUUGUCCACGAUCCAGAAAACGCUUAGCUAUUGACUUAAUUUUUGGGCAGUUUUUGAGAAUCAGAUGGUUUAAAGAUGACACCGACGCGAGUGCUUUUAUUCACCUUUCUGGCCUUGAUGCUGAUUCAUGGCUUAAUUUCAGUAAUUGUGACAACCAGCAACCCCAAAAUGAAGGUUUAUGAAAAUACUAAUGCUGUUCUGUCCUGUAAGUUCCAGACGGAAAAAGAGACCAACCCAAGGAUUGAAUGGAAAAAGAAAGGCCACAAUGUGUCUUAUGUUUAUUUUGAUGGUGAAUUUACAGGCUUGUUUAGAGGCAGAGCAUCGAUCGAUGGAGCGACAGUGACCCUGCAUGGUGUUAAUCAGAAAGACUCCGGGAUCUAUCACUGUGAAGUUACUGCACGCCAAGACCAGAUCCGCCUUGGGGAGGUCACAGUUUCCCUCAAUGUGCUUGUUCCUCUUCAUGCUCCGUCAUGCCACGUGCCUGAGAUUGCAGUACGCGGCUCUGAGGUUGAACUGCACUGUGAGGACAAGCUGACUGUCCCCCCUGUCACUUACAGCUGGUACAAGGACAACAGGCUCCUGAGCAAAGCCCAUGUCCCAGACAUUAACUACAGUGUAGACAACAAAACAGGCACCCUGAAAUUUAAAAGCUUGUCAAAAUCUGAUGCAGGACAAUACCGCUGUGAGGCCUUUAACAAUAUUGGGCCACCAAAGAGCUGCAUGGGUCAACAUAUGAACAUUACUGAGUUCGAACUGAAUAUGACAUUAGUGAUAGCAGUUGGAGUAUGUGCAGCUCUCUUAUUGCUCUCUUCCUCUCUGGCUGUAUGUCUAUGCUGCCAGCGAGGCUACUGUUGCUGCUACUUUAAGGAAAGGAAAAGAGGAAAAUAUAAAAGGAACGCUGUGAACUACAGCCCUCCAGCAGAUCCUAAACACUACAAGCACACAGAAUCCUUUGUGAUUUAAAUGGUUCUCCAAGACGUACAUAGUGGAAGCUGGUGCAUGCUUAUAAAUGGACAGCCAAUUUAUUAGGUUUACAGAUAAAGAAACUGAUGAACUACCAGCUGUCCUGAUUCACGGAUCAACCUUCUUAAACUCACCGUACACUUUGUUGCUGUCUGAUCUAACUGGAACAAUCUAUGUGCACCAUCUAUGACCUGGAACUGAGAUUCCCUAAAUUCCCAAAUAUCUCCAGCUUUUGGACAUCGACAAUACAUGGAAUUUUCCCUUAUAAAUGUGCACAGACAAUCUGCAAUCUGCCAGUUAGUGGUUAGUUUUUAUCACUUCAGGCCAAGGAGGC
Molecule: messenger RNA, 1369 nt
Organism: Tachysurus vachellii
Lineage: Eukaryota; Metazoa; Chordata; Actinopteri; Siluriformes; Bagridae
Gene: jam2b
Product: junctional adhesion molecule 2b
Exons: 10
Coding region: 148-1035 (295 amino acids)
Biological process (GO): leukocyte tethering or rolling
Cellular component (GO): protein complex involved in cell adhesion; tight junction; cell surface
Source: RefSeq, a predicted model, not a curated record